Messenger RNA from Botrytis sinoallii, 1405 nucleotides. RefSeq lists its product as uncharacterized. Bases 1 to 1125 code for a protein of 374 amino acids. Gene Ontology annotation, molecular function: damaged DNA binding. The transcript has 3 exons. The record is from RefSeq and is a predicted model, not a curated record. Lineage: Eukaryota; Fungi; Ascomycota; Leotiomycetes; Helotiales; Sclerotiniaceae. Gene Ontology annotation, biological process: nucleotide-excision repair, DNA damage recognition; nucleotide-excision repair involved in interstrand cross-link repair; UV-damage excision repair. Gene Ontology annotation, cellular component: nucleotide-excision repair factor 1 complex.
AUGGAAAGAUCGAAUACUCCCCCGCCUGCAAGAAGAACUAGAUCUCAAGUUACAUCACCGCCAACACCCGACGUUAAAAGAAGAAUAGAAGAGAACAGACUCAAGGCUAAAGCACUCCGCGAACAAUCUAUAGCUCGUGAGAAAGCGUCGUCCGUAAAUGAUACCAAUCGUACACCCUCGGGUUUUAUUGCUACUCCCGAUAUAACUCUGGCGGGUCAAAAACGCACUCACUCUUCUAUUUCAACCUCAUCAAUUCCCGCCACUUCUCGCGAUGCGCGACAAGCUGCCAAAGAGGCGCGAGCCGAUGAUUCCUCACUGCAAGCUGCACGGAAGUUUCGGAAAUAUGUUGAUCAUGAUUUUAGCAAGAUGACGGAUACGAAAGGUGGAUUCUUAGCUGAAGAAGAUGAUCCAUGGAAUAAGGCAUUACAUGCAUCGAAAGAUGGAGAGAAACCUGCGCAUAUGACACUGAAGGAAUGGGAAAGACAUCAGCUAUUGAAAGGGUUGCGAAAUAGGAAAGAGGGACCCUUUGAACCCGGGUUGAGUGUACUUGGAGGGGAUAAUAAGAAGUGCCGGGAGUGCAAAAGUUUAGAGAUCGAUUUUGUGUGGGAUGAGAUUUUCAAGUGUAGGGUUUGUAAUGGAUGUAAGGAGAAGUUUCCUGAGAAAUAUAGUUUGUUAACUAAAACGGAGGCAAAGGAGGAUUAUCUCAUUACAGAUCCGGAAUUAAAAGAUGGAGAGCUCUUACCACAUCUCAACAAGCCCAAUCCGCAUAAAUCACAUUGGCAUGAUAUGAUGUUGUUCCUACGAUAUCAAGUGGAGGAAUAUGCAUUUAAGACGAAGUGGGGAAGUGCAGAAGCACUAGAUGCGGAAUUUGAAAAAAGAGAAGCAGAGAAGAAGAAGAGGAAAGAAGAAAAGUUCAAGAGUAAACUGAAAGAAUUAAAGAAAAAGACGAGAACCGAAGCAUAUAGGAGGGGAUUAGCGGGUGAUGGAAAAGGUGGAAAGUUUGGAGAUGUGAUUAGUAAUGGGAAACAUGAACAUGAAUGGGGUCAAACGGUGGAGAACGAGGAUGGAAUGAGCGUCAAGAGUUGUAUAGAGUGCGGGAUGGAAGUUGAGGAGUUGGAAUUUUGAGGAAGGAAAUUAUAUGGGUAUGGGUAUGUGUAUGAGUACGGGUAUGGGCAUCGAUACAUUGGGUUGUAUCUUCAUUAGUCUUGAGAGCGAUAUGGAAGGAAUUUGGAGUUUGCACGUCAUAUCUAUGAUCGUCAUGAUCAAGGUUGGAAGGGCUGGAAAGGCUGGACUUUGUUAACCUUCGAGGUAUGCAUAUGUGAAUGUACACGAAGGAUAUUUACGAAUCCUUCAGCGAUAACCAUACUCAAACACUUGCUUUUUAUGACAAGGAUGUACAUACACA